Molecule: messenger RNA, 1659 nt
Organism: Kwoniella shivajii
Lineage: Eukaryota; Fungi; Basidiomycota; Tremellomycetes; Tremellales; Cryptococcaceae
Exons: 6
Coding region: 1-1659 (552 amino acids)
Biological process (GO): transmembrane transport; nucleobase transport
Cellular component (GO): plasma membrane
Molecular function (GO): nucleobase transmembrane transporter activity
Source: RefSeq, a predicted model, not a curated record
AUGACAUCUACAAGACUGAGACGAUUGGCUAAACGACUUGAAUGUCCUGUCGAUGAUGACGCUGGCUACCAAAACGAUCGAUGGACGAAUCGUGAUCUGAUUCCUAUCCCACCUGAUAGGCGAACUUAUAAAAUCUGGAGUUUCUGUAUCUACUGGUUUGUUUCUGGUGCUUGUAUCAGUGCAUAUUCUACUGGGUCUUCACUUCUCGCUUAUGGUCUUACUGCUCAACAAGCUAUGGCAUGUGUGGUCAUCGGCGCGGUAAUCACCGGUCUUUUAUCAGUUGUCUCUGGUUUCCCUGGUGAAAUACAUCACAUUGGUUUUACUGUUACCAGCCGAAUGAGUUGGGGUAUGAAAGGAAGUUAUUUCCCCGUAUGUUUGCGAACUUUCACCUCCGUCUGGUGGUUUGGUAUUCAAAGUUACUGGGGAGGUCAAGCUGUCAAUCUUAUGCUGGGUGCUAUGUCUCCAAGCUGGAAGAACCAACCGAGCAAGUUCCCAGCCUCGUCCAAUAUCACACAUCAAGAUUUCACCGGUGUCGUGCUUUGGUAUAUCGCUUAUAUCCCACUUGUGCUGGUACCUCCUGAGCGACUUCAAAAGCCUUUCGUCUUAUCGUCUGCUGCUUUCGGAGCGACACUCAUUGGAUUACUCGCUUGGUCAGUUCCUAAAGUCGGUGGUGGAGGUCCCCUUUUCAAGACUGUAAACACCGCUUCUUCUACUCCAUACUCAAUGAUGUUGGGUAUUACAUCCAUCUUAGGAUCGUGGGGAUCUGGUACCAUCGGUCAAAGUGAUUGGGUUCGAUAUUCUCAACGACGAUACUACCCAAUGCUUUCUCAGAUGUUUGCUGCCCCAUUCAUGAUCACUUGUUGCGCUCUCGUUGGUGUUGUAGUAACUUCUGCAUCUUCCGAAAUUCUCGGCGAACUUAUCUGGUCGCCUAUCGGAUUACUAAGUGCGAUUCAAGACCAUUACAACUCCAGUUCAGCGGUUCGUGCGGCCGUCUUUUUCGCAGGUUUCGGAUGUACUUGUGCACAACUUUCCAUCAAUGUCCUUUUGAACUCGGUCAGUACCGGGAUGGACAUGGCUGGACUUUGGCCUAAAUACCUCAAUAUUCGUCGAGGAGCUUAUCUUCUAGCUGCCAUUGGUCUCGCUUGUAACCCUUGGCAAAUCUUAGCUUCAGCAGCUACUUUCUUAGCCGUUAUCAGUGGUUUAGGAGUUUUUAUCGCUCCAAUGACAGGUAUCAUGUUAUCGGACUAUAUCGUUCUUCGAAGAUGUCGAGUCAAGAUCGAAGACCUUUACAACGGAUCACCAUCUUCAAUUUAUUGGUACAGAAAUGGUUUCCAUUGGAGAGCUAUUGUAGCUUUCCUUAUGGGCUCUUGGCCAUUUUGUCCUGGUUUCAUCAUGACCCUAAUCGAUCCAACGACGAGUAACGCUUGGGUUAAGUUGUUCAAUAUUUCUUUCUUGGUUGGAUUAGCCAUCGGUUUCACUGUGUACACUGGUAUCUGUCUUAUUUCACCCAUUCCUCAUCAACAUGAAGGUUUGAAUUAUCUCGACGACGAGAGGUUCACCAAGAAUGUUACCGGAGAAGGCUCAGCUCCAACUGGCGAUGAAGAUAUUGACAGUGACACAAAGGAGGCUGAAGCAAACGCUAUCAUCCGAGAGGUAUAA